CCCGGCGGGGGUUCGUCCCCGGGCACCUUCCCCCCCCCGCAGCACCCCGGUAGCCCCGGCCCCCGUUGCCCAGGCCCAGGCCCCGGGCGGGCCGCGGCGGGGCGGUGCCGCCGGAGGAGGAGGAGGAGAGGGAGGCGGCAGCCGGGCUCCCCUCCCCGCGCCGCCGCCGCCGCUGCUACCGCCACCCUGGGCCUGGGCCUGGGCCCGUGCAGGCCGCGCCCGGCCCGGCGGGGCUUUGCCGUGGCCGGGCGGAGGCGGCGGGGCCGGGCCGGGCGGUUCGCGGAGCCGCCAUGAAGCCGAGCGGAGAGGAGCCGGUCCUGCUGGCAGAGCUGAAGCCGGGUCGUCCCCAGCGCUACGACUGGAAAUCCAGCUGCGAGACCUGGAGCGUGGCCUUUUCCCCCGAUGGCGCCUGGUUCGCCUGGUCGCAGGGACACUGCGUGGUCAAGCUGAUCCCCUGGCCCCUGGAGGAGGCCGAGCUUUGCAAAACCUCGGAGCGCAAGAGCCGCGGCGGCAAAGCGGAGGGAAGGAGCCGAGGGGUGGCCAAGGAGAAGACGCUGGAGUGCGGCCAGAUCGUGUGGGGCCUGGCCUUCAGCACCUGGCCGGCGGCAGAGGAGACGGACCCUGCCUGCGCCGUGGCUCUUCCCUGCCUGAUCCUGGCCACCGGGCUCAACGACGGGCAGAUCAAGGUCUGGGAGGUGCAGACAGGACACCUCCUCUUCAGCCUCUUGGGGCACCAGGACGUCGUCAGAGACCUGAGCUUCGCUCCCAAUGGAAGUCUUAUCCUGGUGUCGGCCUCACGGGACAAGACCUUGCGUGUCUGGGACCUGAGCAGAGAUGGGCGGCAGGUCCAGGUGCUGUCAGGCCACGUGCAGUGGGUCUACUGCUGCUCCAUCUCCCCAGACUGCAGCAUGCUCUGCUCCGCUGCUGGAGAGAAGUCGGCGCUGCUGUGGAGCAUGCGGUCCUACACCCUCAUCCGAAGGCUGGAGGGACACCAGAGCAGCGUGGUGUCGUGUGACUUCUCGCCAGACGCGGCGCUCCUCGUCACCGCCUCCUACGAUGCCUGUGUCAUCAUGUGGGACCCCUACACCGGGGAGCAGCUGAGGACACUGCGCCACGUCCCCUUGCACUCGGCGGUGGACUACAGCAGCGAGGUCCACACCAGCUCCCUGCGCUCCGUCUGCUUCUCUCCUGAGGGCCUCUACCUGGCCACCGUGGCGGAUGACAGGCUCCUAAGGAUCUGGGCGUUGGAGCUGCGGUCUCCGGUUGCGUUUGCUCCCAUGACCAACGGCCUGUGCUGCAUGUACUUUCCACACGGCGGUUUCAUUGCCACAGGGACCAGAGAUGGCCACGUCCAAUUCUGGACUGCUCCAAGGGUCCUCUCGUCGCUAAAGCACUUGUGUCGCAAAGCUCUGCGCACCUUCCUGACAACGUACCAGGUCCUCGCGCUCCCCAUUCCCAGGAAGCUGAAAGAAUUCCUUACUUACCGGACCUUUUAAGGCAGCGCGGAAAGCGGAGGGAUGGAGGUGACAACCCUCUGCCUGGUGACGGGGCUUGGCCUGGGUCAGAGGAGGCACCGCAGCAACGACGUCUCGCUGAUUUGUGAGCCGUGGGGCAGGAGGAUUGCUGCUCCCCUUGUUUUGGGGCUGUGUCCGUGAACACGGAGGGAUUUUUUGGUAUAAUAAUACUAGAACCCAGCAAAACUGCGCGCAGAGGGCAAGGGACACAGGUCCCCCUGUCCCCCUGUUAUCCGCAAGUUUUGGGUCAGGUGCUUUUGCUCCCAAGUGCAAUGUUGUGGGUUGAGGGUUAGAAGCUGCAGUCUGAGCGGAGCUUUUGUUGUUUGUACGAAUACGGGGGCUACAACCGUCCCUGACAAAACCGACCCUCACCGGGACCGGCUCGUACUGUAGCUUAGUUCCUGGAGGAACACGGGCUCUGUGUGAGCCGGACAAACCUGAGCAGGUCUCUGCGGACUAGACAGCAGCGAUGACAGAAUAAAAAAAAAAAAAUUGAUUCCUCA
Molecule: messenger RNA, 2017 nt
Organism: Grus americana (Whooping crane)
Lineage: Eukaryota; Metazoa; Chordata; Aves; Gruiformes; Gruidae
Gene: WSB2
Product: WD repeat and SOCS box containing 2
Exons: 9
Coding region: 291-1496 (401 amino acids)
Biological process (GO): intracellular signal transduction
Molecular function (GO): protein binding
Source: RefSeq, a predicted model, not a curated record